Messenger RNA from Gadus macrocephalus (Pacific cod), 2490 nucleotides. RefSeq lists its product as uncharacterized. The coding region runs from base 269 to 1981 and encodes 570 amino acids. NCBI's taxonomy places the organism in Eukaryota, Metazoa, Chordata, Actinopteri, Gadiformes, Gadidae. Gene Ontology annotation, molecular function: protein binding; protein-membrane adaptor activity. The record is from RefSeq and is a predicted model, not a curated record. Gene Ontology annotation, biological process: nucleus-vacuole junction assembly. The transcript has 13 exons.
GCAACGUGAUAUAAAAUAUGUUGUUAAUCCUAAUGGAAUGGUUAUUGUGAAAAAAAUAAAUCUUAAUAUAUACGUUAUUCAUUUCUGGAAUUAAAGAUCAUAAACUUAUCGCCGGCGAGUUAAUUUCACAACUACGAGAAAAACAAAAUGAAUGCAGGCGUACACACCGCGGUCACGUGACCUCCAUUCCUACCAGGUGAGUCUUUUGUCAAAUUUGGUUUGUAAAGCAGUAUGCCUAGUCUAGCUAGCCGCCAAUCAUUAUCCAGACAUGUGCACGGUGCUUUGUGAGAAGUGUGCGUUAUUAUUUUGCAAAUUUAAGCUUCGUUUUAGAAAUAUCUGCAAAGAAAUCGCGCAUGAGAUUGCAGAGUUUUUCUCACAGCUGGCUGAAUGCAACUGUCUGAGCCGUACACCUCCGAGGAGGAGACAGAGGAGCGCCUCCGACCACCUGCUCCUACCGCUCCUGAAGACAGGUGACCAUGCCCUUGUGCUUAAUGAAGAAUGCUUCGAGGCAUUGAACGAUCUGGCAGCAUCGGUUUACGCCGAUCUUCAAGAAGCAGCAGCUCUGUAUUAUCUGUACUUGAGCCAUUGUCUGGAGUCUCCCCUGCCAGCCUCCUUCAUGGGGCCGUUGAUGUCCUUGCUCUUCUCCCCUCAUCCUGAUGUCCAGAAGACCACCUGCCUCUCCUUGGUCAACCUGCUGGUAAAGAGGAACGUGUGCGAGGAGCUGGCGUUUGAGAUGGGCGUGCUGCCUCCCCUGCUGGAGAUAGUGCAGGCUGGGGACCCGGGGGCCCGCUGUCACGCCUGUGCGUGUGUCACCAUGCUGGCCUCUUCAGAAUCAAACAGUGAUGCUCUUGUGUCGGAGGGAGUGAUACCCUUGCUGGUUCUAGCCAAGUCCUUUGAUCCUCAAGUCCAGCAGAAUGCAGCGUGGGUGCUGUUGAACCUCACACAGUCAGUGCGCUCCCGGAGGGUGCUGUGCCGGGCGGGGGCGGUGCCCGUGCUGGUGGUGCUGCUGCAGUGCGCCGACUCCAGGGUGCAGUUCUACGGCUGCUCCGCCCUGCUCCACCUGGCGGCGGACCCCGAGCACCACGCCCGCCUGCUGCACAUCGGGGAGCGCUACCUGCUCAAGGCCCUGCUCACGCUCAUGGCCUCGCCGGUCAGCAAGAAUGCAUGCCAAGCGUGUAAAUGCCUUGAAAUGCUCUGCAGAAAUGUGGCGGUGCAGGACCAGCUGCUGGAGCUGGACUGCGUUCGGCCCCUGAAGACGCUGCUGUCCUCCCCCGUGCUGCAGUGUGUGCAGUCGGCCCUCACACUGCUGUCAGCCCUCGCCACACAUCCAGCGUUCCACGAGGUUCUGGUGAGCGAGGGCGUGUGUGACCUGAUGGGUCCGAUGCUGCGGCGCCACGGAUCCAGCUGUGACGUCAUCAUGCAGAGCUGCGCCAGCGUCCUCUCUCUGGGCGGCUCCUGCUUGGGCCGACAGGCACUGAUGGAAAGCGAGUGUUUGCCCGGCCUUCUCCAGGCCCUCGUCUCCCCGGGGACCCCUGUGAAAGCUCUGAUUCGCCUCACUUCCUGCUUGCAUCGCCUGAUGUCCUUUGAGGCACUUCAGUCGCACUUGUCAAUAAUGAUGACAUCGGAAGAAGUUUUAAGACUGGUAAAAUCAUCCGGACCCAACGGAAAUCUUCAGCUGACAUACAACUGUAUCGCCAUCCUCAGCACAUUACAAAUGAAUGGGCAAGUAAUCGGAUUACUGAGACCGCACUACCGCCUCUUGAUGGGAAUCAUCGUUUCCUUGUUCAAGAACCAGGAGCUCAAAUUUCAGCAUCUUGGCAUUACAGCGCUAUGCAACCUCAUUCAAGAUGCAGACUUCAGGGCGGUGCUGUCGGGCAGCGAGCUGGAGACGGAGGUGCUUCGGCUGAGCGAGCGGACGGAGGAGACCAGACAGCUGCUGAGCCUCACCGGGAUCCCUCCCGCCUCCCCUCAGGAGCCCUGACCCGCACGUCGCACCCCCCCGGCGCGGCGCAGGAGUCCACACCUUUUUUUAUUCACGGCCAAUUUGUAGCGUUUCUUUUUUAAGUUAGUAUAUUUUUUAGCAAUUUUUACAUCUCGAAGUAUACAGUCAUUUGGCAUGCAUUUUGAUGUGUCUCUACGAUUUAUAUCGUUUUUUUAAGCCGUUUUUACAUUUUUAAGUAUACUGUCAUUUUGCAUACCUUUGUUAUGUCUCCGUCAUCUGCAAGGUUCCAAUCAGCACAGAGACAUGGGGCUUAAGGUCGAGUUUAAUCUAAUAUGGCGUACAUGUUCCAGUUUUACCAUAGGUUAUAAGGAUCCACUUUACAGGUGUGAUAACUAGUGGUGGCAUAUCAGGAAGAUCACACACACUUGGAAAGGUUGCAUUUGUGGUAACACUUUUAACGUAGCAAUAAACCGACUUAAGCCCUACACCUAAAGCUUUGCAUUGUAAAAUGAUUACCAUUUUUAAAUAAAAUAACACUUUAUGCACAA